GCAUUCCACCCCAUCACAUUGACUUCCUUCCGUGCUUGCGAGUGUUGUUCUGAUACAAAACCCCUCUUGUCAACUUCGAGUCAUCUUUAAUCAUGCUGUGGCAUAUUUCAAAAUGAAUGGGGAAGCAGAACGUCCCCAGUUGACCGGCAAUGGAUCAUACGAUCCGUCCUGUUUACCCGAUUACGACAAUGACUUCAUCGACCGCGAGGACCUUGAAUCAUUUGCAAAUGCGCUUACAGCACCCACUACCGAGCCUCUGGUAGCUCUCAAUGACUGGGGACCCAUCCGGCAGAGAGUGAAGAGAGCUCGAGUUCGACGCAAGGUGCCUAGAAGGUCCAAGGAUGAGACUCGGGAGGGGUUUGUGUACAGCUUACUGUACUACCCUUUGUUGUUCGUCGUGUGUGCCUGGAUCGUCUUUUUAUUCAUCAUUUACAACCUCACUCGCUUUUACAUUUAUGCAUAUGAGCACCUUUUCACCUGGACUGGCCGGCGAGAAAGACUACGCCGACAGUUACAACGAGCUGACACGUAUGAGGAGUGGAAAGACGCUGCUAAUCAGCUUGAUGAAUACCUUGGGAACGAAGAAUGGAAACAACAUGAUCAAUAUUCUUACUACAAUCACCAGACAGUUCGCAAAGUCACCGCUCAAUUGAUCGAGCUUCGACAAAAAGCCGAGACUGAGACGGAGAACGGCCGAAGUGGACUCAGUGGCUCUAGUGCUGCCUUCGAUGAGCUCAAGGCACUACUCGAAAGCUGCGUCAAGAACAACUUCGUGGGUAUCGAGAAUCCCCGCUUGUAUAGUGAAACCUACCUCGGCACCAAAGUCUUGAUCCAGUCAUUCGUUGACGAGGUGGAGAGGAGCUUGAAAUUGGUCCUCGAUUCGAAAGAGCUGACGGACAAAGACAAAGCUGUCUUCUUUCGACAUCUGGAACUCAACUAUGGUCGUACAGCAUUAUGCCUGUCUGGAGGAGCGACCUUCGCUUACUACCAUUUUGGCGUUAUCAAGGCCCUCCUCGACGCAGGACAGCUACCUGAGAUCAUCACUGGGACAUCGGGCGGUGCGCUAGUUGCGGCUUUGGUAGCUACCAGAACUGAUGAAGAACUCAAACAGCUCUUGGUGCCGGCACUUGCCCACCGCAUUCGAGCCUGCCAUGAAGGGUUUGCAACGUGGGCUCGCAGAUGGUGGCGCACCGGCGCCAGAUUUGAUUCUAUAGAUUGGGCCAAGCAAUGCAGCUGGUUCUGUCGGGGAUCGCUGACCUUCAAAGAAGCCUUCGAGAGGACUGGCCGUAUCUUGAACGUCUCUUGUGUCCCAUCCGAUCCGCAUUCCCCUACCAUUCUCAACAACCAUAUCACGAGUCCCGAUUGCGUGAUUUGGUCAGCUGUACUUGCUUCCGCCGCUGUACCUGGAAUCCUCAAUCCUAUUGUUCUCAUGCGAAAGACGCGCGAUGGUCAAUUGGUCCCAUACUCUUUUGGCAACAAGUGGAAAGAUGGUAGUCUGCGUACCGAUAUUCCCCUCAAAGCGCUCAACCUCCACUUCAAUGUCAACUUCUCUAUUGUCUCUCAAGUCAACCCGCAUAUCAACCUCUUCUUCUUCUCACCGAGGGGUUCGCCAGGAAGACCUGUCACUCAUCGCAAGGGUCGUGGUUGGCGAGGUGGCUUCCUCGGCUCCACUAUCGAAACAUCUGUCAAAUUGGAUCUACAGAAAUACCUGAAGAUUUUGCGACAUCUCGAAUUGUUGCCUAGGCCGAUGGGUCAAGACUGGAGCGAAAUCUGGUUGCAACGAUUCUCCGGUACCGUGACCAUCUGGCCAAAAACAAUAGCCAGUGAUUACUGGAACAUACUAAGCGACCCAAGUCCGCGAAGACUGGAUCGUAUGAUCCGUGUCGGGCAACGAAGUUGUUUUCCUAAGGUCCGCUUCAUCUCAAAUCGCAUGAAAGUUGAAAGAAUCAUUCUCGAGGGCCUGCGCCGCGGCGGACCGAUAGACGACAGUCACCGUGUGCCAAACCCCGUUCAUGAACAACAAGCACAAGAAGCCCUUCUCCGUGCCAGGAGACAACCGGACAGUCUACGACCUGACGGAUAUGAUGAGGAAGCCGAGGGUCGAACUACUCGCCGUCAAAGUAGUAUUUUGGCGGAGCUCACCCGACAAGCUUCAGUAUUCUGGCAGGAUGAGAGUCAUACAGAAGGCGAAGAGGAUGUAAUCGAGUCACCAGAUGAGGCCGAGGAGGAAGUGUAUGAUAUGCAUCGAGAAUGAUGCCGUUGGUGUGUCCUGGACAGCUGUAUUCUUGGUAGAAGGUACAAAAUGAAUCGAUUACAGCGAGCAUUGAAUUGCGAAGUUGGUAGAAGAGUGUCUGGU
Molecule: messenger RNA, 2356 nt
Organism: Exophiala oligosperma
Lineage: Eukaryota; Fungi; Ascomycota; Eurotiomycetes; Chaetothyriales; Herpotrichiellaceae
Exons: 1
Coding region: 113-2254 (713 amino acids)
Biological process (GO): lipid metabolic process
Molecular function (GO): triacylglycerol lipase activity
Source: RefSeq, a predicted model, not a curated record